Molecule: messenger RNA, 7425 nt
Organism: Neospora caninum
Lineage: Eukaryota; Apicomplexa; Conoidasida; Eucoccidiorida; Sarcocystidae
Exons: 10
Coding region: 1-7425 (2474 amino acids)
Source: RefSeq, a predicted model, not a curated record
AUGGCGUCCGUGGCUGGUUUCUUCUUCCAGUCCCUGAACAAAUCCCUCGUGCAGGUGCUCCUGCAAAAGCUUGGGACGCGGUUUCUGAAGUACGUGAAUGCCGACCUCGAGAAGGCAGCCGUGGGCGGUUUGAUGGACCACUUUUGCCUCGAGAACGUGACGCUGAAUCUCUCGCAGAUCAACUCGGACCUCGCCGUCCACCACGUUCCACUCCAGCUCGCCUCCGGCUCGAUCGCGAAAGUCGAAAUCAACCUGUACCUCGCCCACUCCCAGCUCCACAUCAUUCUCACUGGCCUCCACGUCCUCGCGCUCCCCUCAGCCGCGUGCUUCCUCUCGGACGCCGCGUCGCGCCCUGCUUUCCAUCCUUCCUCAGGUCCGCCUUCGCGGUCCGCCACGCAUGCGUACGCAGCCGACACGUCGUCGCUCCCCGCUUCGGCGGAGAGAGCAGACAGCGUGGCCCGAGAGAUCUACGACAACCAAGUCGAAAAGGUUCGGUCGCACAUUCGCGUGUGCACUCACCGCCUGUUUCAAGAAGCCGUGAAAAAGUAUCUGGAGCGCCUGCAGAGACUCGUGCGGCAGCUGCGACUCCAGCUGCGGGAGAAGGCCGCCGCGGGUGGCUCGGACGAGGUGCUGACUGCCGCCAUAGAUCGCCACGUCGACGAGUCGAAGCGUCUGCAGCUUUACCUCCAAGCCAUUGCGCAGGAAGAAGCGGAAGGACAGCCCUUUCUCCAGUGGGUUCUCCGGUACAUGCCAAACAUCAAGAUCCGCUUCGACGGCAUCCACGUCCACUACGACGACGUGCGAGGCACUCUGUCCCACCCCGUCAGAUGCGGAGUGAAAAUCGCCCGUCUGCUCCUUCAGCCCCAACCAGGCACGUGGCAGUUCCUCUGGCCGGACGACGAGGAGACCGCGCCAAAGACCGGAGGCCGAAGGCCGCAGGUCGGAAAGAACACGGCGAGCGGCGACGCGUCCAAUGUUUUCCUGGAUUUUCUGGAAGGCGAGCGCGGCGACGGCUCGGCUCCAACCGCAGAGUCUCCGCCUUCGGCGGCCGGGGGCCAAACGAGCGCGUCGUUCUCAGGCUCCAAGGAUCUAACCUACGCCAUUUCGAUUGAAGGUUUCGGCAUUUACUGGGAAGAUGCAUGCGCCACAGUCGCAGCGACUGCGGCUGCCGCGGGGACUGCAAGCGCUCGGACUCCCGCACCGACUCCUGGAACGGCUUCUCCCGCCUUUGAUUCUUCGUCUCUGGUUCGCUCGCCGCAGGAGUUGGCCGACGUUCUGUCGUCGUCGCUUUCUUCCGGUGCGUCUCCCGGAGACGCGAGCUCGUCUCCGCCCGGCCCUGGACGGUCUCCGAUCCCGACGCGACCGCUGCCUGUGCGCCGCGGAGGCGCCUCGGCGUCCGGCGCCUCCACCGUGGCCGACGAGAAGGCCUUCGCCGAUUCAGCCGGGUGUCGGACAGACGAGAGCUUUUUCCCGCCCGGUGGAGCAGAAGACGUUUUCUUCCGACGGUGGCUGAUCCGCCCCGUCAGCCUCCAGGCGCAGCUCGGCCUCCACAACGCUUCAGCGGCGCAGACUGUCUCUUCUGGGGGUGUCGGCGACGGGUUGGCGGCCCCGUCCGCGUCUCCGGGCGACGCCUCGACCGCGUCGGGCUCCAGUCCCACGGGGCCGGGUGGCGGUGCGGCCUCGCGACAAAACCUGAAUCUGAAGCUCCUGGGAAGAAUCGAGGGCGGUCUGGAAGUGGAGAUCGACGAAGGAAUGGUGAUGGGAGUCUCCGUCUUUCUAGAGCGGCUGCGUCACCAGGCGCGCCUGCGCUCCGUCCGGCUCUAUCGCCCCAACAUGCGACCGCGGUGCUCCCGACGGAGGCAGGAGCGAGAGCGGCGAGGGGACGGCAGCGGCAGCGACGGAGAAGGCCCGGAACCGUAUGGGUUGCGUGGAAGCAAGGACAAAAACACCUGCAAACUCUGGUGGAUCUACGCGUUCCAGUACGUGAAACGCGUCCGACGCGAACGGCCGACGCGUGGACUUCUUGCCCCUGCAGGCGAGGCGCCGCCCAGGAACUACUGGGGACGAAUGGAAGAGCGCAUUGCACACAUGAAGAGGUACAUGCGGAUCGCGAAGCGGUACAUGCUUGAGCAGCGCAUGCAGCGACUCCUCUCGAGCUCGCGCGCGGCGGGGGCAUCCGCUUCUGGGCCGCCGUCUUCCUUCCCGGCCGAGACGGAUGUCUCACCCUCUGCCUUGCCGUUCGCCUUGACGUCUCCGCCCGCGUCGCUGCUGUCUCUCUCUUGCCCCUUCCUCGGCAACGUCGCCUCUUCGUUCUCCUCGGCGGCUGCGGCCUCUUCGGGGCUGCCUUACACCACAGCCGAGGAACACCUUGUGGACUUUUUUGCCCACUUCUGGGCCGAGCGACAGGCGCAGCUCCGGAGGCAGGAAGCCCGAGGCGGCGGCUCUGCCGGAGGAUCCCGGUUUCCGGCCUCCGACGAAGACUCCGACGCGUCGUUCGUCGUGGGAAUCCUUGCGCGCCGGCCGCACUGGGCGGUGGCCCAGUGGCACAUGCUCGCCGCAGCCGAGCUCGACGCGGCCGAGAAGGCGCUGCUGAAGACGCGCUCUGUGGCGUCUCAGAAAGAGGAACAAAAAGCCGUCGCCGUCCUGCUGGCGCAGCUAGAGCAGGAACAACUCCGCCUCGUCCACGCCCAACAGCGCCGCCUCCUCGCCGCGCACCUGGAACCCGACGGCUCUCGCCAGAACGCCGCGGCGCUCGCGCAAGUUCAGCUGCAAGAGAGCGAACAAGCGCAGGCUGUGCACCGCGUGCAGGCGAAAAUCCAGGAACUUCUGCAGCCGUAUCGAGAGGCGGUUUUGGACUAUUUUGACACUGUGCCCUCGUUCGUGCGGCUCGCCCGAGAAGCUGUCUCCAAACUCUUCGACUUGCGAAAUCUCCAAGAAGAAGGUCCGGACCGCGACUCCACGCUCAAGCGGCAAGAAGCAGGGGAGGACUACAGAGAAGCCGCGCAGCAGCUGCAACGAAGUCCCUCGUGGAGCCUCUCUCGGGAGCGCAUGCUGUGCUGGGCCGAGUUUUACCGAAACUACACAACGGUCUUCCCUCUCACAGACUGUGUCCUGGUGGACGUGAACGAGUUACAACAGCUGGCGCAUCAACAGCAAGAGACCGUUUUGUCUCUCGCAGAAAGCACCCGCCUGCCGGUGAAACGCGCAGAGCGUCGAGCCCCUGCGCGCCAACCAAGUGAAGAGGGCGUCGCGCCCUCGCGCGCCGUCCCCCCCGUCCCGGCCUUGCUGCAGCAGGUGCUGGAAGGCUCGGCCUUUCGCGUGCCUUCGGCGUUGCGGAAUCUCCUGCUCGGCGUCCUGGUUCGGCGGCUGAGCGUUCGCAUCGCGCCGCGGGCCGCAGGUCUGGUACCCUGUUCCGCGCGUCUCCCCCUCCUCCAGGCGCGUCUCGAGGAGCAACAGCGCAGUCGCACUCUGCAGUGGAUCGAACUGGAGUGCGUCGACACGGCUGUCCGCCUACAGACCUACGAGGAGCUAUCCCUUUCCGCCUGCAUGCGCAGAUGCGACAUUCUCCACGUGCGCGGCACGCGGGCCCCCAGCCGUCCCGGGGGGACGGCUGGCGGCUGCAGGGAGCGCUCUGGCGACGAGCGACGCGUCGUCGCUGCGGGACAGCUCCAUGCGGAGGCGAGGCACGUCCUCCUCAGAUGUGCCUGCGCCGAGAGGAACGGCCAGGCCGAGACUGUGACGCGCACGAACUCCCCUUGGGCCUCGCCGCGCUCGGAAGGUUCUUCCGCAACUCUUUCUUCCUCGGUCGCUUCUGUGUCGCCUUCGCUGCAAGUCCGGUGCCCGCUGUCGGUUCCCGAGACGGGAGUGUCUGGGCGUCGCGAGGCGCGCCGCGAGUGUAGAGACAUCGCGGACGCGCUUGUGCAUCCAGAGAACGAGGGCGAGAGUUGGAGGGAGUCCGGCGGGGCAGACGUUCGGGUACAGAGAAGUCUGCGCGCGGCGGAGAGCGACAGCGCGCUCGGGGCGAUUGGACACGCGGGGGGGACCAGCCGAACCGUGCAGCUAAAGCAUGCGUUUCAGCGAGGCGUCACGAGCACGCAGAGGCUCCAGCAGAGGAUCUCGAAAAAGUGGAUUUGGUUUCACGCGAAACUCCUCACUCUGCCUCUGCUGCAAACGCAGAGCCGCCUCGGCGUGCCUCUCUUCUUCCACUGCGCCUUCCAAGGCCAGCACGUUCAAGUCGCCGGAACGACGCAGCAGCUCCAAUUCCUCUACGAGGACCUGUGGCGACUCUGGACAGUCUUCGUGUAUGCGGCUCUCGGAUGCAAACGCGAAGACGGCGUCCGACAAGGAAGCAUUCAAAGUUCGGGCCGCCUGGAAUUUUACAGCACUCUGCUGGCGCAGUACAGCGCGCACAACCGCCACGUGGCUCGGACGCGCCGGGGCGCGAAAGAAGACGGCAAACCCACGCCGAUGUCGACAGGCGCCUUCAGCUCUUCUCUCAAGCGCGAAGGCAGUCCAAUCAGUCUCCAAUUUCUCGUCGAGCGCAUUGUCGCCUGCGUCCAGGAGCCUUCUUCUGGUGCGCCGCCGGGGUCGACCGUGUCUGCUUCCGUCCUGGCGCCGGUGGCUUCAGAGCUCGCAGAGCCUCUCGCUGCUCGGGCGCACGCGUCUGCCGAGGCGCUUGACAGCGUCGACUCGCUCCCGUCCGAGGGCUCUCCCGCCGACUCCAGGGACGCAUCCUUCUCCCGCACCGCACCUUCUCCCUUUUCUUCGAUUUCUUCUGCACGCACCUCUUCGCGCUCGAGCUCGCGAAGGGGGAGUGGGCUGCCUUCGUGCGCGUCGCCGGCGUCGGAGGACACGCCUCAGUACUUUUCAAUUCCUUCCUUCCCCGUCUUGGCUGAGGCGCCGCGGACUUCCGAGCCUAAGAGCGGGGCCGCUUCGUGGGCACCAACCCCAAGGAAACCCCGCCUUGUGGGCCGCACGGAGCAAGAAAGCUUGCUGCGCGACUGGCAUACAGUUGCCUCUGCGCUGCCGCUCGUUCACGUCUUUUGCCGCGUGAAGUUCCCGAGCGUUGAAGUGUCUCUGCUGGACGAGCCGAACUUUGUGUCUCUGAGGGCCGCGACCGACAACGGUGGCGCCGCACAGCGCCCGCCCCCAGCCGGCGCUGAACUUGACGUCUUCGCCUUCUCGUCGGCAGUCGCGCACUACGAAGACAGGCGCGGGAAAAGACCGAACGUUCCGGACGUGAACGGCGCGCUCGAGCCGUGCAUCGUCUCCAUCACCUCGUUCGGCGGCAAACAGCAGCUGACUCCGAUCCCUCAGCACCGCCGUCUCGAGAGUUACGGGUCCGGGCCAUCGCGUCUCGAGGCGCGUCUCGACGCAAAGACGCGCUCGACCGCCACAACCUUCACCUUCUCGCUUCCUUCCCAGACGCUCUUCUUCUCCCUCGGGACGGGCGGCCAGUUCCGGUCGGGCGAGGACGCGCGGGGGAAGUCUCCGGACCUCGCCCCGCGUCUCUUGUUUGCCUUGUCGCCUUUCCUGCAAGCCUCGACGUCUUCGGUCCUCGCCUUCCUCUCUUCCUUCUCCAUUGUCUCGGCGCUCGUCCGCGAGAAACUGGGGCUUUACCAGCUCUUCCAGCAGCUGCUGUCGCCGAGCGCGUUCGAACACGCCCCGGACAACCUCCUAGCCCUCAUUCAGCGCCAGGUCCUCUUGCCUUCGGCGCCGAGCGGAUUCCAUCCCCUCGCCUCCACCUCGCGAGGAGUCGCAUCUUACCACGCGGGAGGGUCGAAAUCCGACUGCUUCGUCAGCCUCCGCAGCAUCCCCGUGAGGGGUGGGAGCGACGAGGCCAGUGCAAGUCUCGCCUCGAGUUGCGUGCGCCUCGGCGCCGCUGGCGGGUUCCGGCCGAGUGCGGGGUCGGGGAGGGCGCGCGAGGCAGCGUUCGAGGAGCUCGGCUUCUUGCAUGCAGUUCGAGAGAAGAGCGACGAGGACGGUCGCCUCCGCGAAGACAGCGCCGUCAGCUGCUCGGAGGCGGGCAAACGCGACGCGACGCUCUGGCUCCACCUCCUCGAAAGUUCUCUCGCGCCGCUCCCUUCCUUCCCCAGCCCCUGCGGGCUCAGCGGGCCACGUUUGGUGCACGAUCGGUGCUCCAGCGAGAGUGAGGGUGAAGAUGCAUGCGAGCGCGAAAUCACCCCGACAGGCCCUCGGCGAGAGCACACGAGCCCACGAACAAAAAAAUGCGGAGUAGAAGGCAGGAGGCAGCGACUCGGCCGAGAACGCGCAGACAGAGACGAAGAGAAGAGCUCGCGUCUCACCUGUCCCGUUCCGCAGGUUCGCCUUGACGACGACGGCGGGUGCCCGUCAGAGGCCUUCCUUUCGCACUCCGAGGCGGAGCCCGACAGCGAAACGCAGGGAGACGCGCGAGAAGCAACCGAAGACGACGGCAUUGCGACGCCUGAGAGGGGACGACUCACGAGCGGAGAGCUCGCCGGCGAUGACGCGCAGGUGCGGUCUGUCUCUGCGGCUCCCCCGGGCGAGAGAGACGCGUACCCUGAGGGCGACGCGCAGAAAGGAGACACCCAAGAGGAUGCGUCGAGUCGCCAGGCCUCGGGGGAUCUUCCGCCGUUCCCCCUGCCUCAGACGGCUCGAGCAGCUGAGCGGCCCGCUGAGGCGACGGAGCGCGAGACGAGAGAAUCGUCCCGAGCCUCACAGAAAGCCGACGAAGAGAGCAGAAGUUCCGACAAGCGCGAGGAAGGCGCAGAACUGCAAGGCUGUCUCGCCUCGGGAACAGAACUACAACCCGAUUCUUCCCGUCCGACAGGCACCUGCGGCCCCGCUUCCUCUGCCUUGUCUCCGCGCUUCCGAGAAGGAACAAGAGGCGACGCGGGAGCCGGCGCGGGGAGUGUCUCUCCCGCGGUCGAGGCGUCGUCAAAGGCGAAGGACGACCAAGAGCUAGCGACGCUUUCGCUGUCCCCGCCUUCAGCUGGAGCGGAGAGCAGGCACGAGCUUCUUUCAGCCUCGCAGCCUGGAGAAGACGGACGACAGACGCCGCCGGAAUCCAUUUGCCGGGCCCGCGCUGAAGCGCAUGCAGACCAGGCUCGUAGCGGCUCUCGCGACUCUUCUUCCUGCUCCGAAGCCUCGGUCUCGUCUUCCUCGAAACGCCUCAGCAAUGUUCUCCUGCGCGUCGGCAGGAAACAAACUCCCAGUCAGCAGCCACCUUCCACUCCUUCUUCUUUUUCGUCUUCUUCGUCUUCUUCUUCUUCUUCUUCUGCUUUUGGUUCGCGUCGACCGUCUCCGUUUCGUGCGGGGGUGUUUCGCGCUGAGAGCGGCGAGGGACAGCGUGAGGGCGCUUUGGAUUCGAGCGAGGUGAUUCGCGGCAUCCGCGGCGUCAAGGCCGGUAAAAAGUCGCAUCCGUUCAAGCUCUUCAACGGGUGA